ACUUUACCCUCUCUCCUUCUUCCUUCAUCCUCUCCCGCUCCCCAUCCUCGCCCUGCUCGUUAGCUUUGUCUAUAUCUUCCCCUUGCUUUGGUAGCAUCGUAUCGCGUACUUAAAGAAGUAUACUACCUUUCUCACCUCUAUCUAAGCCACCAUGUCCACACCACUCUAGUCUGCACCUGAUCUUGAGCCCUCCACCCCAGUCGCUAGUGCCUCGGAGUCGCCCCGCAAGCGCAAGCGUUGCCUCGAGCGCGAGAAGGCUCGACGUGAAGCCGAACUUCGCCAACGUGAGAUCAAAGCUGACCAGGAAGACAACAAGCCUAAUAGCAGCGACCACGAGACCACAUCACGUGCCGUUACUGAACUGGGUGAAGAGUCCAUGUCCUCACCACCACCCCGCCGUCGCCAGAUCGGUGAAAAGACCCUGCCUGGCGAUGCCGCCCCUCCCGACCUGACCAUGGCCGCGCCAUCUAUGAGAGCUGGCCAUGGUAAAGGUAAGCAGCCGCGCAACUCACGCGCCCGGCCUGAUGACAAUGCUACUGAUGACGAUGACAAUGCCGAGGGCAUGCUUUGCAAGGUCCCCUGUCUGCGUUGCGCGAAGGCAAGCUUUGUAUCUGGUGAAGAUGAUGAGCCUAUUGGCCCGCAGCCCUGCUGCCGUCCCCGCGCGGGGCUGAAAUGCUUUCGCUGCACACGCCUCCACAAGUACUGCAUCCCUAUCCUCGCGCUAUUCGAGGCCGAGAUCGUGGCGCUGCGAACCAACCCGCCUGAGGAUGUUGAUGUUGUGGUAGCUACUGCUUCAUGGACCCAGCGUGUAACAACCUUCCUCCGCAAGGCUAACAAGGAGGGUGAGAUGCUGCGCAUCAUGCGCUCUCUCCUCCACCAUACCUUCGAGCUUCGUAAUGACAUCCGUGCUGCCAACCAUAUUGGACCCUGGCUGCCCCCCUCCGCCAAGAUCAUCUGGCCCGUGAUGGAUGGCACUGAGAAGGAUGACAAGGAGGAAGAGACCACCGCCACCCGCACUGCUGCUCGCUGUGGUGCCGCCGUUGAUAGGUUCCUUGAGCUAUAGGAGACUAAUGACUAUGGUAUUAAUAUCAC
Aspergillus calidoustus is the source of this 1092-nucleotide messenger RNA. Lineage: Eukaryota; Fungi; Ascomycota; Eurotiomycetes; Eurotiales; Aspergillaceae. The record is from the annotation of a GenBank genome assembly.